Molecule: messenger RNA, 5167 nt
Organism: Salvelinus fontinalis (brook trout)
Lineage: Eukaryota; Metazoa; Chordata; Actinopteri; Salmoniformes; Salmonidae
Product: transmembrane protein 184B-like
Exons: 11
Coding region: 138-1508 (456 amino acids)
Biological process (GO): transport
Molecular function (GO): transporter activity
Source: RefSeq, a predicted model, not a curated record
CCUGCGUGAAAGUAGGACCUGUGGAGGAGUUUCGCUGUUCUGCUACUGUAAAAUCUAAGCGUAGUGAAUCGCUAGGAGAGAUACAGGGGAAUAAUGGAGCCGAAUUCACGAGCGUUCCCCGAUAAUGCUAUUUUGAAAUGAUACUAAUAGCGUAUUUAGGAUACCUUUAUGCUUGGAUUCAAACAGCCGCAGUGUGUACACAAAUCAAACAACUGCAGCAGAGGCAGAUGAUGGAGGAGCUGUGGAGACGUGGCAUGCCCCUGUCAGAUCGAAUGGAAAAUGACCCCCCAGCCGAUAUGGCCCCAGGGUCCCCGACCACAGCGGCCCCGUCGGGCUCCAACACCUCCUGGGUGCCAGACACCCCCCUGGUGACCCCUGAGGAACCAUACUUCCUCAUGACCUCCACUGCCCAGACCGUGUCAGGGUUCUUUGUCUGGACAGCCCUGCUAAUAACCUGCCACCAGAUCUACAUGCACCUGCGCUACUACAGCUCUCCCAAUGAGCAGAGGCACAUAGUUCGCAUCCUCUUCAUCGUUCCCAUCUACGCCUUUGACUCAUGGCUCAGCCUCCUCUUCUUCACUAACGAAGAGUACUACGUCUACUUUGACACGGUCCGCGACUGCUACGAAGCGUUUGUGAUCUACAACUUCCUCAGCCUGUGUUAUGAGUACCUUGGAGGGGAGAGCGCCAUCAUGGCUGAGAUCAGAGGAAAGCCCAUUGAGUCCAGCUGUGUGUACGGCACCUGCUGUCUCUGGGGAAGGACUUACUCCAUUGGGUUCCUCCGAUUCUGCAAACAGGCCACUCUGCAGUUCUGUGUGGUGAAGCCUUUGAUGGCCAUGAUCACGGUCAUCCUGCAGGCCUUUGGGAAGUACAGAGACGGAGACUUCAAUGUGGCCAGUGGGUACCUGUAUGUGACCAUCAUCUAUAACUUCUCUGUCAGCCUGUCUCUCUACGCCCUCUUUCUCUUCUACUUCGCCACCCGCAACCUGCUGGUCCCCUACAGCCCCAUGCUCAAGUUCCUCAUGGUCAAGUCUGUCAUCUUCCUCUCUUUCUGGCAGGGUAUGCUGCUGGCCAUCCUGGAGAAGUGUGGAGCCAUCCCUAAAAUCAACUCUCCCGAAGUGUCAGUUGGGGAGGGCACGGUCGCCGCCGGCUACCAGAACUUUAUCAUCUGCAUUGAGAUGUUCUUUGCCGCUGUGGCCCUGCGCCACGCCUUCACAUACAAGGUCUACAUGGACAAGAGGCUGGACUCCUACGGGUCCUUUCCUAUUUAUGGACAGUACGGUCGCUGCGCCCCAAUGAAGAGCAUCUCCAGCAGUCUGAAGGAGACCAUGAACCCCGGAGACAUGGUGCAAGACGCCAUCCACAACUUCUCCCCGGCCUACCAGCAGUACACACAGCAGUCCACCCUUGAGCAGCGCGGAGGGGCGCCGGUGUCCCGCAGCCACAGCAACCUCAGCACCCGCGACAACGAGAAGACCCUGCUGCUCAGCUCUGACGAUGAGUUCUGAGCCCCCCUACACACCGACCGGUGGUACUACUGUGGGGUGGAGACGGGAGGGGCUUUAUGGACUCUACUACAGUGCCGUAUGAAAUCGACAGGCUUGAGUACUUUGGCUGAUCCACUUCAUUGCAUACAUGAACAUAGUACUCAUAUUCUCAGUCUAUUUUGACAAUACAAACAACCUACUACAUAGAGGUCCAUUGUCACAUACCACUGCCAAUAUGGAUCACUACAGAUACACACACUCGUGCAUAGACCAUUCCCAGGUGUCUUCAGGCUGUGUGUUAACACUCCAAAAGGCCUACCACACAGAGAAACACUUAACAACCUGCAUGCCAUUGACAUGAGUGCCAUUGAAAUAUUGUCAAUUAUACAGCAUCCCCCCUCACCCUCCUGCCAGCUCUGCGUCUUGCUGAAAUGUUGCCAAAUAGAGGGAGAUCCCGCUUGGUCAGCAGGACCCUCUCUAACUUAAGAUUUCAGAGUGACUUGGAUAAGACACUAAGGGAUCCCGAAAUUAAUGUAUAUUUUGAUGUUUAUUGACCUGAUGGUAUUCUUCUCAUUUUAAACGAAUCUAUUAUGAAGGGAGGUUAUUAUUAUAUGAUGGGUGUUAGUGUGUGUUGGCAUGAACAGGAAGGUACAGUGAGGAUAAUAUAAUUGGGGGGUUUUGGGGGUCAUUUGGGGUGUCUCCCGGAACGUUAUGGUUGUUGUUGACGACGUAUGAGGGAACAGCUGUUGACAGAGGUUUGGUGUGGAUUUCAGAUUAAAGAGGAAUGGGCUUCUUAGCAGAGCUGGACCCGGCCGCAGCAGACAGGAUUAGAAUCCCGUAAUUGGGGCAUUAUGUGCGGCACAGAUCAGGCAUGUUUUAUCAUCACGUUGGUGUAACGGUCAUAUCGCGCCGAACUGCGCAUGUGCAGACCGUCUAAUCAAGGGAUGUCUUGAUUAUGUUUUUUGGACAAAAAUGAAAACUUGUCAGUUUGUCACUUUCACGAGGUUGGAGUAAUAACAUGUUCAACUACUUAAGACAUUGACUCAAAUCUAGGUUGUGUCUUUAGAUUGAGAAAAUAAACAACUAAUUUCACUGUUCUCAUCUCAAACCUCAGCCUGGUCUGUUUCAUAGGUGUUCCUGGAAGACUUCAAUGUUGCACCUCUGGGUUUAGGUGAAGUUGUCAAGGGUAUGGGGACCAAGCAAUUCUUCCCCCUGGUGGCAAGAGGCAGAGAGAUUUCCAGCCCAGCCUCUGGGAGGGGCCUGUUGAGCAGAAAUAGUUUCUUUGAAUACAUAGGCAAGCCUUGGCUAUCUUCAGCAUUAAUAUACUUCAGUUAUGCCUGAAUAUACCUGCUUUCUUCAUCAUGGCUGUUUUCUUGUCUUGUUAGGGUUGCUAUGUUGCUGCUCAGUGUCACUAGCCUCCUCAUUGAUGUUUUUCCUUUGAGAGGUCUUUUUGCUGAAGACAACACACAAACAGAUAAUUUUGAAACGUUUUACUCAUAAAAAAUCCUCUCACUGACCUGUCAAUUCCAAAACUGCAGUUUUACAAAAAAUGUAAAUAGGAACACUACCCAUAUUUGAAUACCUGAGUGAAGUGUUUUUCUACAGCAGGGGUUCUUAAACGUUUAUCUUGAAACCCAAAUUAGACAUUUUACCGUCCUCCCGUGACUCAAAUCUUCCUCUAACGACCCAAAUUAAGAAGAAAUCUAUAUGUUAUUAUAGAUGUAUUCUCAUAACUCGCGACCCACCUCUCACAUGUCCAGGGCCCACUUCGGGUUAAAAAACCCUGGUCUACAGGGUCCAAUAAAUACAGUACCAGUCAAAAGUUACUACUCAUUCCAGGGUUUUUCUUUAUUUUUUACUAUUUUCUACAUUGUAGAAUAAUAGGGAAGACAUCAAAACUAUGAACACAUAUGGAAUCAUGUAGUAACCAAAAAUAAGUUAAACUAAUCAAAAUAUAGCCACCCUUUGCCUUGACAGCUUUGCACACUCUUGGCAUUCUCUCAACCAGCUUCAUGAGGUAGUCACCUGGAAUGCAUCAUUUAUAUUUUAUAUUUCUCAAAGUAGCCACCUUUUGCCUUGAUGAUAGCUUUGCACACUCUUGGCAUUCUCUCAACCAGCUUCACCUGGAAUGCUUGAAGGAUUUCCCACAUAUGCUGAGCACUUGUUGGCUGCUUUUCCUUCACUUUGCGGUCCAACUCAUCCCAAACCAUCUCAAUUGGUUUGAGGUCGGGUGAUUGUUGAGGCCAGGUCAUCUGAUGCAGCACUCCAUCACUCUCCUUAUUGGUCAAUUAGCACUUACACAGCCUGGAGGUGUGUUGGGUCAUUGUCCUGUUGAAAAACAAAUGAUAGUCCCACUAAGUGCAAACCAGAUGUGAUGGCGUAUCGCUGCAGAAUGCUGUGGUAGCCAUGCUGGUUAAGUGUGCCUUGAAUUAAAUAAUAAAUCACUGACAGGUUCACCAGCAAAGCACCCCCACACCUCCUUCUCCAUGCGUCACGGUUGGAACCACACAUACAGAGAUCAAUCCAUUCACCUGCUCUGCGUCUCACAAAGACACGGCGGUUGGAGACAAAAAAUCCCAAAUUUGUAGUCAGAGCCAAAGUACAGAUUUCCACCAGUCUAAUGUCCAUUGCUCGUGUUUCUUGGCCCAAGCAAGUCUCAUUAUUGGUGUCCUUUAGUAGUGGUUUCUUUGUAGCAAAUCGACCAUGAAGGCCUGAUUCACGCAGUCUCCUCUGAACAGUUGAUGUUGAUGUGUCUUACAUUUAUUUGGGCUGCAAUUUCUGAGGCUGGUAACUCCAAUGAACUUAUCUUCUGCAGCAGAGGUAACUCUUGGUUUUCCUUUCCUGUGGCGGUCCUCAUGAGAGGUUUUUGCAACUGCAUUUGAAUUUUCCGGAUUGGCUGACCUUCAUGUCUUAAAGUAAUGGACUGUCGUUUCUCUUUGCUUAUUCAAACUGUUCUUGCCAUAAUAUGGACUUGGUCUUUUACCAAAUAUAUUCUGUAUACCACCCCUACCUUGUCACAACACAACCGAUUGGCUCAAACGCAUUAAAGAAGGAAAUAAAAUUACACAACUUAACAAUGCACACCUGUUAAUUGAAAUGCAUUCCAGGUGACUACCUCAUGAAGCUGCUUGAGAGAAUACCAAGAGUGUGCAAAGCUGUCAAGGCAAAGGGUGGCUAUAUUUUGAUUUGUUUAACACUUUUUUGGUUACUACAUGAUUCCAUAUGUGUUAUUUCAUUAGUUUUGAUGUCCUCGCUAUUAUUAUAAAAUGUAGAAAAUAGUAAAGAAUAAUGAAAAACCCUGGAAUGAGUAGGUGUGUCCAAACUUUUGACUGGCACUGUAUAUGUCAUAGGUUUGAAUGUUAAGUAUAGGCUACAUACAUUUAAGUGAUUGUUUUAAUGAUGUGUCUUUUGAUUAAAAUCAAUAUAUUAUUCCUGAAAAGACAGGAUAUUGUAUAUAAAGUUGAACUAGAUAAUGGAAUGUUUAUUGGUGGGUAUAAUAAUGAUAAAGCACAGAAUGCUUACUUCUGUAUCGUCUUUGCUCUAUAUUCCUUAUAUUAUUUUGUUUCAUACUUUUGUGUUCAUUUGUAUAUUGGUAUUAUUCUGCUUUAUAGAUUCUGAUGCAAUUUUUUGUCUUUGUGGUGUUAAAACAACCGCAAAAUAAAAAGACAGAUAAAAUUGAA